This is a messenger RNA of Gilbertella persicaria, 252 nucleotides long. RefSeq lists its product as uncharacterized. Gene Ontology annotation, biological process: nucleotide metabolic process. The transcript has a single exon. The annotation marks the transcript as partial. Gene Ontology annotation, molecular function: ATP:ADP adenylyltransferase activity; ATP binding. The record is from RefSeq and is a predicted model, not a curated record. NCBI's taxonomy places the organism in Eukaryota, Fungi, Mucoromycota, Mucoromycetes, Mucorales, Choanephoraceae.
AUUACUAUAGAAUUCAGAAAACAAAAUGAACCUCUUUUCCCUCAAGAUUUGUACGAGACGUAUUGUGCUCUUCAAAGCUUUGGUACUUCUCAACAAGCACUUGCUUUCUUUAACUGUGGCGACCAAUCAGGCGCAAGUCAAGAUCAUAAACACAUCCAAGUCCUUCCUUUAGGCAACGAUCAUCACCCUCAACCUCCUAUCAAGCAAUUGUACGACGAAAUCCAUGAUCGCCAUAUUGGCCAAAUCUAUGCU